Messenger RNA from Staurois parvus, 969 nucleotides. Lineage: Eukaryota; Metazoa; Chordata; Amphibia; Anura; Ranidae. The record is from the annotation of a GenBank genome assembly.
AUGCCUGAAGACCUUCCUUUCAAUAUCAACAUUAAGGAACCACGAUGGGACCAGAGCACCUUUGAAGGAAGAGCCCGGCAUUUCUUCAUGGUGACAGAUCCUCGCAAUGUUUUACUUGGGCCGAAAGUGCUAGAGGAAGCAAAGAACAUUGUUGAAAAUUACAGAAAUAGAAUACCAACACCAGGAUUAACUGAAGACCAACUAUGGAGAUCCAAAUACAUCUACGACUCUGCUUUCCAUCCAGACACAGGCGAGAAGAUGGUCUUGAUUGGAAGGAUGUCUGCUCAAGUCCCAAUGAACAUGACCAUAACUGGCUGCAUGCUGACAUUUUACAGAACAACUCCAGCAGUCAUAUUUUGGCAGUGGGUGAAUCAGUCCUUUAAUGCCAUAGUAAACUACACCAACAGAAGUGGAGAUGCACCAAUUACAAACAGUCAACUAGCGACAGCCUAUGUGAGUGCUACUACAGGGGCUGUUGUGACAGCGCUGGGCCUGAAGUCACUGACCAAGCAUCUGCCAUCCCUGGUUGGUCGUUUUGUGCCCUUCGCUGCUGUAGCAGCUGCCAACUGCAUCAAUAUACCCUUUAUGAGACAACGAGAACUGAAAUUUGGGAUCCCAGUUACAGAUGAAAAUGGAAAUAGACUUGCGGAGUCUACAAAAGCUGCCCAGCAAGCCAUUGCCCAGGUGGUGGUAUCACGAAUUGGCAUGGCGGCACCUGCUAUGGCCAUCCCACCUGUAAUUAUGAACUUUCUGGAAAAGAGGGCGUUUCUUAAGCGUUAUCCAAUAAUGAAUGCACCCUUACAAGUUGGGCUAGUUGGCUUUUGCUUGGUCUUUGCAACGCCGCUUUGCUGUGCUCUGUUUCCUCAGAAAAGCUCCAUGAAAGUGUCCAGUCUAGAACCAGAGGUCCGUGACUGCAUCCUGGAGAAGAAUCCAAACAUCCAGAUUGUAUACUUUAAUAAAGGACUCUAG